UUUCUUUUUCAUAAUUAAUAAUUUUUAUACUUUCGGUUUCUGAGCUGCGCUGAGAUGAAAAGAGGCGGCAGCAGAAGAACACCAAAAUCCCAUCAAAAAAAUCAAAACUUUGACGACACUUGGAGUUUCAAACCUCUUUAUGAAUCUCAAUCUGAUGAUCCCAAAUCAUUACCACAACCUUCAACUUCAAGAUCCACCUCAUCACAGUUUAUUCCUUCCAAUAAAGCUCGUAAUAAUAAAAACCCCAACUGGGUCUCCAAGAAUCAUAAUCUUGGAACUCAAUUUGGCCCAAAACAAGGGGAAGAUGAAGCUAAUAAAGAUCAUGAUGGAAAUAAAGGAAAAGAGAUAAUGAAGGAUUUGAAUGACGUACAGACAGAUAAUAAUUUUGAAGAUGACUUUGAUUUUGAUGAUGUGGUGAAAAGAUUAGAAAAUUUGAGAAUUUUGAGUGAACAAGAACCCGAUUUAUCUGAGGAUUUGUUAAUUAAUAAUGAUCAGUUACAACACGAUGAGGUACUGGCAAUGGAAUCUAUUUAUGGAGAGAACAUAUUUAUUAUGGACAAGCAGAAUGGAAUGCGGUCUUUUCAGAUUCAUAUCCACAUUGAAAUUCCAGUAGUACUAACCAUCUCUACCAAACUAAAUUCCACCCAAAAUAUUAAUACAAAUACCAAUGAAUCAGAAGAUUUUUCAUAUUCUUUUGAAGUCAACUAUAUUCCACCAAUAAUUUUGACUUGUUUAUUGCCUAAGUCAUACCCCACACAUCUCCCUCCCUAUUUUACAAUCUCUGUACAAUGGUUGGAUUCUUUGAAAAUUUCUAGUCUUUGUUCCAUGUUGGAUUCAAUAUGGAAUGAACAACACGGACAAGAAGUUAUUUACUCGUGGGCUGAAUGGUUGCAUAGUUCUGCUCUUUCUUAUCUUGGAUUUAAUAAAGAAAUAAUUCUUGGCCCGUAUGGUGUGAAACACCAUGGUGAUCCACGUGCAAUUUCGGGAUGCAUCUCCCCAGAUGUCGAUGUUCCUUCAUUGAAGAGUUACAAUGACGAAAAACGGGUUGAAGAUUUUCGUAAAAACUUGCAAGAAUGUUGCAUUUGUUUGAGUGAAUUUGCUGGUAGUGAAUUUAUAAGAUUGCCAUGUCAGCAUUUCUUCUGUGAAAAAUGUAUGAAAACUUAUGCAGACGUCCUUGUACAAGAAGGUACUGUGAUGAAACUUUCUUGCCUCACUGCAAAAUGUGGGGGCAUGAUACCACCAGGUCUUCUGAAGCGACUGCUUGGUGACAAAGAAUUUGAAAAAUGGGAAUCACUUACAUUGCAGAAGACCCUUGAAUCAAUGUCCGAUGUGGUUUAUUGUCCAAGAUGUGAAAUGGUGUGCAUAGUAGAUGAAGACCAACAUGCUCAAUGCUCCAAAUGCUUCUUUAGUUUUUGUACGCUUUGCAGGGGAAAACGCCAUGUUGGAGAUAUGUGUCUCACUCCAGAGAUGAAGCUCCGUGUAUUGCAGGAGAGACAGAACUCGACCCAAAUGAAUGAUAAACAACGGAAGCGUGAACAUGAUUUGAUCGAGGAGCUUCUUAGUGUCAAAGAGAUAUUUCGAGAUGCAAAACUAUGUCCGUCUUGUAAGAUGGCAAUUUCAAAAACGGAGGGCUGCAACAAAAUGGUCUGUGGAAACUGUGGCAAGUAUUUUUGCUACCGAUGUAAUAAGGCCAUUGAUGGCUACGACCAUUUCAGGGAUGGAAAGUGUGAACUUUUUCCACAAGAAGACGUUCUAAUCUGGGAGGCGCAGAUGAACCCACGACAAUUAGUGGGCCAGGUAGCUGCUCAACUGUUUGCUGGUGUUAGACAGUUGUGCCCUCAAUGUGGUCAAAUGAAUGCGAAGGUUGGCAAUAAUAAUCACAUAUUCUGCUGGGCUUGUCAAAGCCACUACUGUUAUCUGUGUGGAAAGAUUGUCAGGCGUGGCUUACAACACUUCGGCCCAAAGGGGUGCAAACAACACACUGUCGGAUAGUUUGAACUUUUUCUCGCAACAUUCUAUUGUUUUUUGUGAACCCAACAUGUGAUAGGGUCUUAUGGUCAUCACAUAGCUUCAUUGUGUGUUUUUUUUUGUGCGCUUCGUAAAAACCUUUUUGCGUUUAAUUCAUUGGUAAUACCUUGUAUAUGCUUUGAGGUAAAAAUGUUGCAUGAAGGAGAAUGUUGGUUUGGUGAA
Messenger RNA from Erigeron canadensis, 2190 nucleotides. Its product is annotated as E3 ubiquitin-protein ligase RNF14. Bases 55 to 1992 code for a protein of 645 amino acids. Gene Ontology annotation, biological process: ubiquitin-dependent protein catabolic process; positive regulation of proteasomal ubiquitin-dependent protein catabolic process; protein polyubiquitination. Gene Ontology annotation, molecular function: ubiquitin conjugating enzyme binding; ubiquitin protein ligase activity; zinc ion binding. The transcript has 7 exons. The record is from RefSeq and is a predicted model, not a curated record. Lineage: Eukaryota; Viridiplantae; Streptophyta; Magnoliopsida; Asterales; Asteraceae. Gene Ontology annotation, cellular component: cytoplasm; ubiquitin ligase complex.